GAGUGCGGGGCAGCUGAUGUGUCUGUCCGCUCCGAGGCACCGGCUAGCCCCAUCCUCUCUCCUUCUCGUCUCGGACUCUACCCUUUCCUCCCGGAGACGUCAUGAGAUCCCCGGCGGGCCGCCUCUCCGACAGUGAGUCCGAGGAUGCGCUGCACAGCACCCCCUUACUUCAGAAACCCCCUCGGGGUAGCCCAGUUCCUGUAUGCUGUUCCACUCGUUACAACUUAGCAAUAAUAGCCUUUUUUGGAUUCUUCAUCCUCUAUGCCUUACGUGUGAAUCUAAGUGUAGCAUUAGUGGAUAUGGUAUAUUCAAAUAAAAGUAUGGAGAGAAACACAACUUCUGAGGCAUGCCCAGAACAUUCUGCUCCCAUAGAAGACUUUCACAAUCGAACGGGAAAGAAAUACCAUUGGGAUGCAGAAACUCAGGGAUGGAUUCUUGGCUCCUUUUUUUAUGGCUAUAUCAUCACUCAGAUUCCUGGUGGAUAUGUUGCCAGUAAAGUGGGUGGAAAGCUGCUUUUGGGAUUUGGAAUACUUGGUACCUCUUUGCUCACAUUAUUGACCCCCAUUGCUGCAGAUUUAGGAGUGGGCUUUCUCAUUGCAGUCCGAGCACUAGAAGGACUAGGAGAGGGUGUUACAUUUCCUGCUAUGCAUGCUAUGUGGGCCUCUUGGGCUCCUCCUCUUGAAAGAAGCAAACUUCUUAGUAUUUCAUAUGCAGGAGCACAGCUUGGAACGGUCAUCUCACUUCCACUGUCUGGAAUAAUUUGUUUCUAUAUGAAUUGGACUUAUGUCUUCUACUUUUUUGGUGCUCUUGGAAUACUUUGGUUCAUUUUAUGGAUGUGGUUGGUUAGUGAUAGACCAGAAACUCACAAGACUAUCUCUGUGUCGGAAAAGGAAUACAUUCUUUGUUCUUUGAAAGAUCAGCUUACUGCACAGAAGUCAGUACCAUGGAUAUCUAUGCUGAAAUCACUACCACUUUGGUCUAUUGUUGUGGCACAUUUUUCCUACAACUGGACUUUCUAUACUUUAUUAACAUUAUUGCCAACAUACAUGAAAGAGAUACUAAGAUUUGAUGCUCAAGAGAAUGGAUUUUUAUCUGCACUACCUUAUUUUGGAUGUUGGGUUUGUAUGCUCUUGUCUGGUCAAGUAGCUGACUACUUAAGAGUAACAUGGAAUUUUUCAACUGUAUGGGUCCGUAGAGUAUUUAGCUUAAUAGGAAUGAUUGGGCCAGCAGUAUUCCUAGUAGCAGCUGGAUUCAUUGGCUGUGAUUAUUAUUUGGCAAUUGCCUUCUUAACCAUAUCCACAACAUUGGGAGGUUUUUGCACUUCCGGGUUUAGCAUCAACCAUCUGGAUAUUGCACCUUCGUAUGCUGGUAUCCUUCUAGGCAUCACAAAUUCAUUUGGUACUAUUCCAGGAAUGAUCGGACCAGUCAUUGCUAAAAGUCUAACACCUAAUAACACAGUGGAAGAAUGGCAGAUGGUGUUCUGUAUUGCUGCUGGUAUCAAUGUAUUUGGAGCACUUUUCUUCACAGCUUUCUCCAGGGGCGAAGUGCAGGGCUGGGCUCUCAAUAAUUAUCACAGGCAUCUAAACUAAAGGAACCAUGGAGAAAAUCACUCUCUUGAUGCAUUUUUAUCAUCAUGGAACCUAAAAGUGCCUUUGAUAUUUGAAUGCGUAAAAACUCCGCCAAAAAAAUGUACUUAUAUAGUUGUAAGGCUGGAAAUUAUGAAAUGUCACUACUUGAUUUUUGUGAAAUUUAAUAUUUUUAAUCAUUUAUAAUGAGAAAAGCUGUGCUUCAAGUUGUAAUUUAGGUUCAUAUACACAGCUAUAAGAAAAUAAUUAUGCAUAGUAGUUCAGGAUUAACAUACUGACUAAAAGUCAAAAAACAUAAAAUAGGAGUGCUGUUUAUUUUCAAGAGAGCUAUACACUUAGGAGAAUAAGCUAAAGUGAACCCUAUCCCUUUCCACAAACCGAAUGGAGAUUCUCAGGUAUUGGUAAGGACUUGUUCUCAUCUAAACUUCUCUCAUGAACACAUUUCACCUAGUUCAAGCCCAGCUUUGCUACUUACUAGCUUUUGUGACUUUAGGUAAGUCAUUUAACCUCUCUGAGCCUCAGUUUCCUCAUCUGUGAAGAUACCAGUACUUGCACUUCAUAACUCACAGAGUUAUUGUGAGGAUAGCACAACAUGUUCUCUAAGUCAGAGCUAUUUUUAAUCUGCUCUCCCUCAUACUCAGGUCUGAAAAUUUACAGUUUCCAUGGUGCUGCUAGCAUCCAUAGAAUCUGGCCUUGCAAUUGGUCUAGUACAAUUCAAAAUAUAUUAAGGGUCCACUGUGUGUAAAGCCCUGUGCUGGCUCCUGGAGAGAUAGAAGAUAGUGAGGGAGGAUCACUGCCUUCAUGGAGUUUACUCUUGGCCAGGUAGCUGUGGCAGGGGCAGCUUCAUUUUCACCAACAGACUAUUUUUACCUAGACCUUUCCUCUCUGGCUCAUGGGGCAGGCAGUCCAGCCAUUGCCACCCAGACUAAGAUUUGCCAGUAAUAGCUCAGUGCCAUUACUUUGGGUAGAGUUCUCACUACAUGGCUAUUAACUGACUGAUGAAGCUGCACUUUCAGAGCAGCCAAGGCUGGGGGAAAUCUCAACCUCUCUGUGUGUAUUUGAGGUAACUCCCACACACUCUGCUCAGCAUGUUGAACUCUGAGUUGUUGUAUAGUCUGCAACACAGAUUUAGACUUCUGGUCAUUCCUAAAUCAUCCCAUGAACCAUGCUUGGGACCAGCUGUCCAUGCCGCUGCUUCUUCUGGUUCCAAAUAUAGGUACCUGCUUCUUGAGCUAUUGCAAAGGCAUCGAACCCAUCCUCAUUCCUCUACCUGGCUUAACUUGAGCUUCUGUUUGCAAUUCAAAGUAAAAGUGGUUUUUAAAGGCCAAAUCAUCCAGGGACAGUCCCUGCUGCUUCUGGUCCCUGGGAUUAAACUUCUGGGAUUUACAAAGGGAUUUUCACCAAAUUUUCUGCCAGUGAUUUCAAAGCAUGCUUUAAAGAACCUUUAUUUGAUUUAGGUCUUGGCUAAAGUUUUGUAGCUAUUAGUCCUAUCUACUUAUCUUGUCCGGGAUAACUUUUUUGUUACCUAUUGGGUGCAAUUUUAUGUAAUUUAUUUUUCAAACCAUAUUCAUUCCAACAUUUAUUGUAAAUAGUUUUAAUUUGU
Messenger RNA from Vombatus ursinus (common wombat), 3189 nucleotides. It is a transcript of the gene SLC17A5, whose product is annotated as solute carrier family 17 member 5. NCBI's taxonomy places the organism in Eukaryota, Metazoa, Chordata, Mammalia, Diprotodontia, Vombatidae. Gene Ontology annotation, molecular function: transmembrane transporter activity. The transcript is spliced from 11 exons. The record is from RefSeq and is a predicted model, not a curated record. Gene Ontology annotation, biological process: monoatomic anion transport; transmembrane transport. The coding region runs from base 102 to 1589 and encodes 495 amino acids.